AUGACUUGUGGCUUCAGCUCCAUGGGCUGCGGAUUCGGCCCCGGAGCCUUCAGCUGCGCCUCGGCCUGCGGGCCCCGGCCCGGCCGCUGCUGCAUCAGCGCCGCCCCCUACCGCGGCGUCUCCUGCUACCGCGGCAUCACCGGCGGCUUCGGCAGCCGCAGCGUCUGCGGGGGCUUCCGUGCCGGCUCCUGCGGCAGCAGCUUCGGGUACCGCUCCGGCGGCGUGUGCGGCCCCAGCCCGCCCUGCAUCACCACCGUGUCGGUCAACGAGAGCCUGCUCACGCCGCUCAACCUGGAGAUCGACCCCAACGCGCAGUGCGUCAAGCAUGAGGAGAAGGAGCAGAUCAAGUGCCUCAACAGCAGGUUUGCCGCCUUCAUCGACAAGGUGCGCUUCCUGGAGCAGCAGAACAAGCUGCUGGAGACCAAGUGGCAGUUCUACCAGAACCGCCAGUGCUGCGAGAGCAACCUGGAGCCGCUGUUCAACGGCUACAUCGAGACGCUGAGGCGGGAGGCCGAGUGCGUGGAGGCCGACAGCGGGCGGCUGGCCGCGGAGCUCAACCACGUGCAGGAGGUGCUGGAGGGCUACAAGAAGAAGUAUGAAGAAGAAGUUGCGCUUCGGGCCACAGCAGAGAAUGAGUUCGUGGCUCUAAAGAAGGAGGUGGACUGCGCCUACCUGCGCAAGUCAGACCUGGAGGCCAACGUGGAGGCCCUGACCCAGGAGAUUGACUUCCUGCGGCGAGAGUAUGAGGAGGAGAUCCGCGUGCUCCACGCCCACAUCUCAGACACCUCGGUGGUCGUCAAGAUGGACAACAGCCGCGACCUGAACAUGGACUGCGUCAUCGCCGAGAUCAAGCUGGCCGGGCUGGAGGAGGCCCUGCAGAAGGCCAAGCAGGACAUGGCCUGCCUGCUCAAGGAGUACCAGGAGGUGAUGAACUCCAAGCUGGGCCUGGACAUCGAGAUCGCCACCUACAGGCGCCUGCUGGAGGGCGAGGAGCAGAGGCUGUGUGAAGGCGUCGGCUCUGUGAAUGUCUGUGUCAGCAGCUCCCGGGGCGGGGUCGUCUGCGGGGACCUCUGCGUGUCGGGCUCCCGGCCGGUGACCGGCCCCGCGUGCAGCGCCCCCUGCAGCGGGAACCUGGCGGUCAGCACCGGCAUGUGCGCGCCCUGCGGCCAGCUCAACACCACCUGCGGAGGCGGCUCCUGCGGCGUGGGGCGCUGUUAGGCCGCCGCGCAGGAGAGCCAGAGAGGCCGCUCUGCAGCCAGCAGGGCCCGCCCGCCCCGGGGCCCGCAGCGGCGCCGGGCAGCGUCCCCGCGUGUUCCGAGAAGACACCAGCGCUCGCUCCCGGCGGCCCCGCGGCGCCGGCUCCUCUGGAAGGGGCCGUUGCCCGGGAAUGGACUCUUCCCCUCCACCAGGGGCCUCGGGCCCCUCCCAGGGAGAAGGGCCUUGUGUCCCUGGGAAGAGGACGGCCGGAAUGCCUCCCCUGCCUCUCUGGCCGCUUGUCUCCCACUCUGUGAA
Messenger RNA from Condylura cristata (star-nosed mole), 1512 nucleotides. RefSeq names its product keratin, type II microfibrillar, component 7C-like. The transcript is spliced from 9 exons. Gene Ontology annotation, biological process: intermediate filament organization; keratinization. Gene Ontology annotation, molecular function: structural constituent of skin epidermis. The record is from RefSeq and is a predicted model, not a curated record. The coding region runs from base 1 to 1218 and encodes 405 amino acids. Lineage: Eukaryota; Metazoa; Chordata; Mammalia; Eulipotyphla; Talpidae. Gene Ontology annotation, cellular component: keratin filament.